AUGAGUGUUUUGAAGCGAGCGGCGCUGCUGCUGCUGCUGCUGGCAGCGAUCGGCACAAACGCAGAUUCGGACCACAACGACUGUGACAUCCUGAAUAGAACGCUGGCAACAAAAGACCUGCACAAGAUUUCUGGGGAUUGGGUUCUGGUCUGGUCCGUCACUCACAAUGCCAGUGACGAAGACCUGCUGGUAAACCUCACCAGCUCCAAAGUGGAGCUCCGAAUCGACUCUGACAACACCACCAUCACGUACAAUGAGACCAACAUGCAUCAUGGUAAGGACUGUACUCAUUACUUCAUGAGGAUAUCGAUACCCUCUGACCCCUCCGACUCUGAACACCACACACUGCGCACCGCCGAUGAACAGAAGCUGAAGGACGGCAGUGUGACUCACUACAACAAGUCCAGCGAAGUGGAUCUCUUUGAGACCUGCUCCGACUGUCUGACCGUGGUCUACAAAGGCGCACAUGCCAAAUACUUGCUCAGCUACAAGAGGCACGGGCAUCAUAAGGAUGUUGAGCUGCUGAAAUCGGCCCACGACGAUCAUCAGAAACUGGCCAAGUGUCUGGGAUUCGAUCACGACGCCCCGUUCAACUACGACGGAGUCGCAGAGUUUUGUCCUGAUGCUAAAGCGUCCGCAGAGUAG
Chelmon rostratus (copperband butterflyfish) is the source of this 645-nucleotide messenger RNA. RefSeq names its product saxitoxin and tetrodotoxin-binding protein 1-like. The coding region runs from base 1 to 645 and encodes 214 amino acids. Lineage: Eukaryota; Metazoa; Chordata; Actinopteri; Chaetodontiformes; Chaetodontidae. The record is from RefSeq and is a predicted model, not a curated record. The transcript is spliced from 6 exons.